AUGCGACAAGCCAAGGUGGCACCCUGCACGCAGCUGUCGAACCUGGGUCAGGAGAAGCCAGAGGAAGAGCCUAAUGAGCCUCAUGUGGCAGGAGCCAAGCCCAAGCUUUUGACAAAGCGCAGUGAGGCUUUCACUGUUGUGCCUGCAGGCCAGGCCCACGCGGAGAGUUGGGCAGAAGCGUUUGGACAACCUUUGCCUCUUGUUGGCAGGGCACAGCGAAUCGCGCGAUUGAUUGUGGCCAGUUGGUGCUCGGCCUUUCUGGUGGGCAUUUGCUGCGCCACCUCCCUGGCUGCCAGUGGGAUGUGGCCCGUCCCCGGCCACAAGAGCGGGAGCUUCUGGAGUGGCUUCCUGAACCGGCUGAUGAUGGCAGCUCUCAGCCCAUGCUUCCUGGGCUUCUUCUUUCCAGCAUUUUUCAAUCCAGCGCUUAUGACGAACUGGAGAUGUCACGCCUUCUUCCUCCGGGUGAGCCUCGUGCCCUUUGUCGUCACCAACGUGCCUUUUCCCUUUCUGGCCGGUGCAGGGAAAGAUGUCAGCGUCUUCUUCUCGACAUGUUUCUGGCCGACUCUUAUGUGCGUGGUAUUCGUGCCCUCCAUGGUGGCAGGCAUACGCUACUGCCGUGGAGACGACCACUGGCUAGGCCUGUGCUCCCAGGUGGAAUACAUCAGACAGCAAGGAAGGCACUUCUGUCUUGACCUGCUGUGUUUGGUGGCUUGUUGGGUUGCCGCGGUUCUGCCGGUGAACUACGUCGCUGUUGACUUUGCAGUGGUAGGCCCGAACAUGAGCGACAUGGUCGCUGCAGUGGCUCGACCUCUCAUCUCCCUGGUCCUGAAAUGGAUGAGCGUGGAAAUCUUUAAGGCCGCGGCAUCUCACCUCAACCCCGCGAUGCUUCGGUAUGGCAUGUUUCCUCUGGCCGUGAACGUGGGAUUGCACACGUCCCUGUCUGCGGCGCAGUGCCGCGACUGGCUCAGCGUCGGAAUCUGGGUGGUGUGCGACUGCGCCACGAUCGCGUGGCGAACCCAAAGAGCUCGACUUGCUGGAAGAAUUCGCAAGAGAUGUUUCGACGGGAGGCCUUGGCUAAGUGACGAAGAUCUCCUGAAACACCUGAGCUUCGAAGCGAUCGUUCUAGGCUGGGGACUCACGGCGGCCCUACUCAGUUUGCUGCUCCUCAGUCCACUGGCCUGGGUGCUCCCACGCAUGCUUAAGACGUUCCUCUUUACAUACGGCUUGGACAGCGUGAAAUUCCUCGCCGUCGUGUGCAUCUGUGACAUCAGUGCCGACAUCUUGUCAGUAGUCUACCUCACACAUCUAUGCAACUGCGAUUUCAGCCAGGUAUUUCUGCCAGUUCGUGACGUGUGUACCAGCUCACUGUCAGUUAUGUGGGCCCCUUACGCACUUGGAUGUUUCGGCUGGGUCUUUCAGCACAUGUGCGUUGCCACGUUUAAGGCGGAGUGUUAG
This is a messenger RNA of Symbiodinium natans, 1455 nucleotides long. The record is from the annotation of a GenBank genome assembly. NCBI's taxonomy places the organism in Eukaryota, Dinophyceae, Suessiales, Symbiodiniaceae.